CUUCGUCCAGUCGAUCAAGUCUCUGCCUGUGCAACGCAAGGCUGUCGCAGAACGGCUGCUCGUGCUUCGGCAAGGGCGAGUUAGCCUCGGCAUCCCCGCGAUUCUGAAUCCUGGGGGCGCGACUCGGCUUUAACACGACGACGGAGAGCUUUAUAGUGCUGAUCGCGCUGUGUUCUUGCUCCAUUAAUUCAGCGCUUUUGUUGUAUUACUUGCCAUCCUUGAGUGUCUGCAUUCAGCAUCUUGUUCCCUGACACGCCUACUCACUUCACCCGCACCUCACAUCAUCCGCCAACAUGGUCGGCCAGAAGCAACCCGUGUACGUCCUCGGCGUGGGCAUGACCAAGUUCAUCAAGCCUCGCGGUAAAGUCGACUACCCGGAGCUGGGCUUCGAAGCCGGCGUCAAGGCCAUGCUCGACGCCCACAUCAACUACGACGAUGUCGACCAGGGCGUGGCCUGCUACUGCUACGGCGAUAGCACGUGUGGGCAGCGCGUCUUCUACCAGUUCGGCAUGACCGGCAUUCCCGUGUACAACGUCAACAACAACUGCUCCACGGGCAGCACGGGGUUGUACAUGGGGCGCAACAUGAUUGCGCACGGGGCCGCCGACUGCGUGCUCGUCGUCGGCUUCGAGAAGAUGUUCCCCGGUUCCCUGCAGACGUUCUUCCAGGACCGGACGAAUCCCACCGCGACCACGAACCUGAUUAUGAAGGAGACCAGGGGCAUCACUAAUGCGCCAGGUGCUGCGCAGUUGUUCGGUAACGCGGGACGCGAGCACAUGGAGAAAUACGGCUCCGAGCUCAAGGACUUUGCGGAAAUCGCCCGCAUCAACCACGCCCACAGCAAGAAAAACCCCUACUCGCAGUUCCAAGACGAAUACACGCUCGACCAGGUCAUGAAGAGCACCAUGAUCCACGAGCCCCUCACAAAACUGCAGUGCUGCCCCACCUCGGACGGCGCCGCCGCAACUGUGCUCGUCUCGCAGGCCUUCCUCGACGCGCGCCCAGAGCUCAAGCCCCAAGCCAUUCUCAUCGCGGGCCAGCGCCUCGCAACCGACACCCCCGCGCUCUUCAACCGCAGCGCAAUCGACCUCAUCGGCUACGGCAUGAGCGAGCUCGCUGCGCGCGAAGCGCUCGCCGAGGCAAACGUGUCCCCCGCCGAAGUCAAGGUGUGCGAGCUGCACGACUGCUUCAGCGCGAACGAGAUGGUGACGAUCGAGGCGCUGGGGCUGGCGCCCAAGGGCAAGGCGCACGAGCUCAUCCGCGCCGGCGGCAUCACGUACGGCGGGCAAGUCGUCAUCAACCCGUCUGGCGGGCUGAUUUCAAAGGGCCACCCGCUCGGCGCCACGGGGCUCGCGCAGUGCGCCGAGCUGGUGUGGCAUCUGCGCGGGUGGGCGAACAACCGGUCUGUUCCUGACACCAAGGUGGCGCUGCAGCACAACCUUGGUCUUGGCGGCGCGGUCGUGUGCACCGUGUACAAGCGCGCUGAUGGGUCUGCGGCGACGGAUCUGAGCGAUGCUGAGGUCGGCAAGGUUACAGGGCUGGGAUACAACCCCGCGACGCAGGCAAAGGGGUGGACCAAGGCGCAGGUUGAUAGCGUGAGGAGUAAGAAGGCGAGGAGCGAGUGGGCGUUGCAGGAUGUAGAGCAGAAGGUUGAGGCGAGGUUUUAGUUAUCUGCCGGUGGGUGUCAGGCGGUGAUGUAGUGUACAAUGUUUCUUACUUACCGAGUGUCUCUGAUAUGUAAUAGGCUUGUCACAUG
Didymella exigua CBS 183.55 is the source of this 1756-nucleotide messenger RNA. RefSeq names its product thiolase-like protein. The transcript has 3 exons. Gene Ontology annotation, molecular function: acyltransferase activity, transferring groups other than amino-acyl groups. The coding region runs from base 294 to 1667 and encodes 457 amino acids. NCBI's taxonomy places the organism in Eukaryota, Fungi, Ascomycota, Dothideomycetes, Pleosporales, Didymellaceae. The record is from RefSeq and is a predicted model, not a curated record.